Malassezia japonica is the source of this 1392-nucleotide messenger RNA. RefSeq names its product L-threonylcarbamoyladenylate synthase. Gene Ontology annotation, cellular component: cytoplasm. Bases 1 to 1392 code for a protein of 463 amino acids. Gene Ontology annotation, molecular function: nucleotidyltransferase activity; double-stranded RNA binding; tRNA binding. Lineage: Eukaryota; Fungi; Basidiomycota; Malasseziomycetes; Malasseziales; Malasseziaceae. The transcript has a single exon. Gene Ontology annotation, biological process: regulation of translational fidelity. The record is from RefSeq and is a predicted model, not a curated record.
AUGUCGACCUCCAUACUCCCUGUACCAUCACCUCCCACGUUUGGGAUCACGUUUUGUGCGCGGCCGGGCGAGCCUGAGCGCGUCGACGUCGCGGUCGCCACCGACGAGGGCCGCAAGAGCCUCGACGAAGCCGCCGCGCACCUGCGCCGCGGCGAGCUUGUCGCGUUUCCGACCGAGACCGUGUACGGGCUGGGAGCGUGUGCGCUGCGUGCCGAGUCUGCGGCGAAAAUUUACCAGGCCAAGAACCGGCCGAUGGACAACCCGCUGAUUGUGCACGUCAGCGACCGUGCGAUGCUCCGCCGCCUCGUUCCGGCGUCGUACGAGGUGAAUAACGUGUGCUCCGCGCUGAUGGACGCUUUCUGGCCGGGGCCGCUGACGCUCCUCUUUCCGGUAGGCGCAGAGAGUGGCGAGCCGCUCGUGCCCCGCACCGUCACCUGCGGGCAGCAGACGGUCGGCGUGCGCAUGCCGUCGCACCCAAUCGCACGCGCGCUCAUUGCGCUGGCAGACGUCCCGAUCGCGGCGCCGUCGGCGAAUGCGUCCGGGCGGCCGUCGCCGACGUCGGCGGCGCAUGUCUACCACGACCUUGCGCCAAAGGGCGUGCUCAAGUACAUUGUCGACGGCGGCGCAUGCUCCGUCGGCGUCGAGAGCACGGUCGUGGAUGCGGUCACGGUGCCCGGCGAGGUGCGUGUGCUGCGUCCGGGUGGCGUAUCGGUCGAAGGGAUCCGGGACGCCCUGGCAGCGCACGGCCUGCUCGCCGGCGCGCCGAAUGCGACGAGCGACGCGGCGGAGCUCCGCGUGUACGGCAAGACGCUCGAGCGGACCAAGGCCGCAGAAGAGACGCCGACGACGCCGGGUAUGAAGUACCGCCACUACUCGCCCGAGGCGCGCGUGCUGCUUGUGCAGCAUGCGGCAACGUCGGACGUGUCUCUGCGUGCGCUCUUGGAAAAGCAGUGCGCCGCGCUGCAAGAGGCCGCUGCCGGCGCACACGACGCCACGGCCGCGCGGCGGCACGCCGGCGCGACGCGCAUCGGCGUGAUGUGCGCAGUCGACUCGCCGCUCAUGGCCGUCGUCGCCGAGCUUGCGCCCUCGCUCUCGUCCUGGGCGGGGGAGCGCCGUGCGGAGGCGGGCGGCAGCCGCCUCUCGCCGGUCGUCGCCGCAGGCGAGCAGCGUAUGUGUGUCUACUCGCUCGGCCUCCUCGCGACGCCUGCCAUGGCCGCGCAGCGCCUCUUUGACGGCCUGCGCACGCUCGACGCCGAGGUCGUGUGGGACGGCGCAGCGGGCGCCUGCGACCUGAUCCUCGUCGAGGAGAUCCCCGAGACGGGCAUGGGCCUCGCCGUGAUGAACCGCCUGCAAAAAGCUGCGACCGAGACGGUGGCGGUUGGGCGUAUCUAG